Messenger RNA from Procambarus clarkii (red swamp crayfish), 846 nucleotides. The record is from RefSeq and is a predicted model, not a curated record. Lineage: Eukaryota; Metazoa; Arthropoda; Malacostraca; Decapoda; Cambaridae.
AUGCAACCAGAGCCCCAUUCAAUGCUCAAGGAAGCAGCCAGAGCCCCACCCAAUGCUCAAGGAAGCAGCCAGAGCCCCAACCAAUGCUCAAGGAAGCAGCCAGAGCCCCAACCAAUGCUCAAGGAAGCAGCCGGAGCCCCACCCAAUGUUCAAGGAAGCAGCCAGAGCCCCAACCAAUGCUCAAGGAAGCAGCCGGAGCCCCACCCAAUGCUCAAGGAAGCAGCCAGAGUCCCACCCAACGCUCAAGGAAGCAGCCAGAGCCCCACCCAAUGCUCAAGGAAGCAGCCAGAGCCCCAACCAAUGCUCAAGGAAGCAGCCGGAGCCCCACCCAAUGUUCAAGGAAGCAGCCAGAGUCCCACCCAAUGCUCCAGGAAGCAGCCGGAUCCCCACCCAAUGUUCAUGGAAGCAGCCAGAGUCCCACCCAAUGCUCAAGGAAGCAGCCAGAGCCCCACCCAACGCUCAAGGAAGCAGCCAGAGCCCCAACCAAUGCUCAAGGAAGCAGCCGGAGCCCCACCCAAUGCUCAAGGAAGCAGCCAGAGCCCCACCCAAUGCUCAAGGAAGCAGCCAGAGCCCCACCCAAUGCUCAAGGAAGCAGCCAGAGCCCCACCCAAUGCUCAAGGAAGCAGCCAGAGCCCCACCCAAUGUUCAAGGAAGCAGCCGGAGUUCCACCCAAUGCUCAAAUAUGUCAUCCAAGUCGUGAAAUUCAUCAAGGCAAAAUCAAUGAACAUUAAAGUGUUUCUCAAGCUGUGGGAAGAAAGGAGAUCUGAACACGAAGGCCUUCUCUCUUCCCAUGAAGAAUGCUGGCUCUCUCGUGAUAAGAUCCUUGCAAGACAUUACACAGCUUAA